Colletotrichum truncatum is the source of this 2412-nucleotide messenger RNA. RefSeq lists its product as uncharacterized. NCBI's taxonomy places the organism in Eukaryota, Fungi, Ascomycota, Sordariomycetes, Glomerellales, Glomerellaceae. Gene Ontology annotation, biological process: regulation of transcription by RNA polymerase II. The record is from RefSeq and is a predicted model, not a curated record. Gene Ontology annotation, cellular component: RSC-type complex; SWI/SNF complex.
AUGAUGCUCUCUGCACGGACCACCCCAGACCCUCCUGACUCCAGUGUCAGCACUGGCAGCCCAGCUGGCGCCAGCAGCAGCAACAGCACAUCUGAGGCCCUUACCUCGACUGGCAGAUCUUCAUACGCGCUUCGACUUCGACCGCGCCCCAAUCCAUCACCUGUGAAGGCUACGCCCAGUAAGUCUCGAAAGCGAGCCGGCUUCAACAACGAUCGAGGCUCUCCUACCCCCUCCAAGACCACAGACUCUUAUCGCGUCCGGGACACCCUCCGCGACGGCAAGAUGUCGACUCAGACGGGCAAAUUUCGCGAGGACCAGGUCCUCGUCAUCUGCCCCGGCAGCCAGACGACGAUGGCCCAGCUGGGUUGCGGCGAGUUGACCCCGCCCGUCCACCGCAUUCCGACGCGCAUGUUCAAGGACGAGGAGACGGACGAGUGGCGCCCCUAUCACACCUUCAAACGCAAGAAGGCCGGUGUCAAUGGCGCGCUCGCUAUCGAUGGCCCGCGGACCGAAGAGGACGAGUACGAGUGGGUUGAAGAUACAGACUCGACCGAGGGCGCUGUCUACCCUCUUCAAGGCGGCCGCAUUGUCAACAUGGAAGCGUUCCUAGCCUUCAUCGACCAUGUCCACAGCAUGCUUACCACUACUUACCACAACACGCCCAUCAUGCUUAUGGCAUCGCCUCAAUGGUGCCGCCCCGAUACAGAGACGGUCGCACGCUACAUCUUCGAGAAGACGCGCACUCCUGCCCUUUGCAUGAUUCACAGCGGCAUUGCUACUCAGUAUGGCAUCAAGUGGCCCAACGUAACGGUAGUUGAUAUUGGCUACGAGAAGGUUGAUGUAACGUGCAUACACGAAGGCCGCGUGGUUAACCACGGAGAACUGGGCUCUCCGACCCCCGAGCGCUUCAUCUCCGGUGGAGAAGUCUUCACACGCAAGCUUCUAGAGAAGCUCAGCAACAAGGAGUUCACCUAUGACAUGGCGGAGCAGCUGAAGAAGAGCCACAUCUGCGAGGUGCUCCCAUAUGCGCCCAACACCACGGAUCUGAUGGAGCUGCCGACGACAUCAACGGUCGGUGCCGCCCCUAGCGGACCCGCUCCUGAAGCGCCCCUACCGGCCGAGCCUACAGCGCGCCCCCCUGCGGACGAUGAGCCUGAGGAGCCCAAGGGUGACGAUGGUGUUCUCGACGUAGCCAGUAUCGUCACUGCAGGAAACGCGCGCGAUUUCCUGGCCAAGAAGGAGAAGGAGAAGGCUGAGAAGGGCAAAGGCGGUAGAAAGGGUAAGGCCGUUCAGGAGGCUGAGGCCGCCAAGCCGGUUCGGUUACCCAACUCAAAGCGUACACACAACACCUUCCACUUCGAGGAGGUUAUCCAGGAGGAGGUGCAGCCGCCUAAGAAAGAUGAGUCCAAGCCAGAGCCGAAGGAGGAGCCCAAGAAGGAGGAGUCGGCCAACCCCACCGAGUCCAAGGACGUAGAGAUGACGGACGACUCUAAGCCAGCUGAUGCGCCAGCCCCUGCUGCAGAGGGAGAAGUAAAGCCUACAGAGUCCGCGGCGCCCGAGGCAGCAACUGAUGCUGCUGCCCCUGCUGCUGCCCCUGCCCCGGAAACGAACGGUUCUACGGACCAGCCUGCGGCUCCAGCUGAGGCUCCCGCUGAGGCUCCUGCCGCCACUGACGGCACGCCGCCACCUCCUGAGAGACAGGCCAAGCGCAUCCGCCGGGACAUCGAAGUUGGCCUUGAGCGCUUCACCUUUGCUGACCGCGGCGAAAUCGACCGUAUCGUCACGACCAUCUACCGCACCGUCCAGGGCAUCGAGGACAUGUACAUGCGCCCCGCCUGCUGGGAGAACAUUGUUUUCGUCGGCAACGGUUCGCGCCUGCGCGGCCUCAAAGACAACAUCAUCCAGACGCUGACGGCUCGCCACCUUAUUUCGCCCAGCACGGCCACCAUGUUCACCUCGGAGCUUCCUUCCAACAUUGCCACGCCGACGGGAACCGGCGCGCAGACCCCUACCGGCUCCUUCACAGGCGCCCCGCACCAGCUCCCGGCCAACACAGCAGGCUCGGGCGUUAACCCCCUUCUCCAGGCCGCCACGACGGCGUCGGCCCAGCAUCAGGGCACCCCUGGGCCUGGCGGCGAUCCCAACGGCGUGCAGGGCGCGUCCCACCACUUCCACAGCCAGACCCCCACGAGCAUCAGGCUGGCUGCGCUGCCCACCUACCUCAGCGAGUGGAACAAGAAUGGUUUCGAAGAGGCCAUGUUUCUGGGCGCCCAAGUUGCCGCCCGCAUCGCCUUCUGCCAGCAUAACCUCGACAUGGCUGGUCUCGAAGCCCAGCGCCUGGCCAGCCUGAGCAGAGUUGACUACAACGAAUAUGGUCCCAAGGGCAUCCGGACUCACUCCAUGCUCAAGUAA